UGUAACUACACAUCACAUAUCCCAGCGGCAGCUAAGUAAGCUAAAAGCUAACAAGCUGCUAUAGACUGACAUGUAGUCAAUUUUACACUCAGUCUCAGUGAAGGAGCUUUCAGAGUGACUGGGAGUGACAUGGAGUUAAGAAAUAUCAAGGACCAGUCUCCAUUGGUCCAGGCUAUAUUCAGCCGAAACAGAGAAGAAGUGACAUUUUUACUGAGCAAUAAUGAAGAUGUCAAUUCACCGGACCAAGAACAAAGCACACCACUUCAUGCUGCUGCUUAUUUGGGCGAUGUCCACACUAUGGACAUACUUAUUGCUUCAGGUGCUAAUGUCAAUGCUAAGGACCAGGGUUUGCUGACUCCUUUACAUCGAGCAGCUGCCUCACAAAAUGAAAAAGCUGUGGAGCUGCUACUAAUGCACAGAGCAGACGUCAACACACGGGACAAGUUUGGUCACAGUCCAUUACACAUGGCAGCUGCAAAGUGGGCUGCAGGCUGCGCUUUAGCUCUGAUACCACGUGUGUGCAGCCUGGAUGUUGCUGACAGGUCAGGAAGGACACCACUGCAUCAUGCAGCGCAUAGCGGUCAUGGAGAGAUGGUGAACUUGAUCCUGAGCAAAGGGGCCAAUGUGUGUGCCAAAGACAAGAAGGGAAGGCAGGCAAUCCACUGGGCUGCAUACCUGGGACAUAUGGAGGUUGUGAAGCUGCUGGUGUCUCACAGUGCUGAUGUAUUGUGCAAGGACAAACGAGGUUACACUCCACUCCAUGCUGCAGCUGCCAGUGGACAGUUAGACGUGGUCAAAUAUCUGUCGAGACUGGUGGUGGAGACUGAUGAAGCCAAUGUCUUUGGGAACACAGCUCUCCACAUGGCCUGUUACACGGGGCAGGACACUGUGGCCACUGAGCUGGUGAACUGCGGGGCCAACAUCAAUCAGCCCAACCACCACGGCAGCACGCCGCUGCAUCUGGCUGCUGCCUCCUCCAGUGGGAUGCUGUGUCUUGAGCUGCUAAUCAACAACGGUGCAGACGUCAACGUGCAGAAUAAAGAAGGGAAGAGCCCUUUGCAUGUGGCUGCCAUGCACGGGCGCUUCACAGGCUCCCAGAUUCUGAUCCAAAAUGGUGGGGAGGUUGACUGUGUUGAUAUGUAUGGAAACACUCCUCUUCAUGUUGCUGCCAGAUAUGGUCAGGAGCUGCUGAUCAGCACUCUGCUGACAAAUGGUGCCGACAAGUCGAGGCAGGGGAUUGACGGGAUGCUUCCACUGCAUUUAGCAGCACUCUACGGAUUUCCAGACUGUUGUCGAAAGCUACUGUCUAAUGGCCAGUUUUACGUCACGUUGUCUCAAAAGCCUUCAGUUGGGUUUGAUAUAAACACCGUGGAUGACCACGGGAGGACCUGCCUGCAUGCAGCUGCCUCUGGAGGAAACAUUGACUGUCUCAACUUGCUGCUGAGUAGUUCUGCUGACCUGGAUGUAAAAGAUAAUUUGGGAAGAUCUCCUUUGCACUAUGCUGCCUCUAAUGGGAACAGCCAGUGCACGAUCUCCCUGGUGAGAGCCGGCGCUGAGGUCAAUGAGCCGGAUCUGACAGGCUGCAGCCCUCUGCAUUACGUUGCCGCUUCACACACCUUUUGUGGGGACACAACCAAAGACUACAGUGAGGAAAAGGAACAAGAAGCAUCUCUGUGUUUAGACUACUUGCUCGACAAUGGGGCAAACCCAACUCUGAAGAACAGUAAGGGUUACAGUGCCGUCCACUAUGCAGCAGCUUAUGGGAACAAACAGCACCUGGAAUUGCUCCUGGAGAUUUCCUUCAACUGUCUAGAAGAGGUUGAAAGUAAUAUUCCAGUCAGUCCAUUGCACUUAGCUGCAUAUUAUGGUCACUGUGAGGCCCUGCAUUUGCUGUCUGAGACAUUAGUGAGUCUGGAUGUGCGGGACACUGAAGGCAGAACUGCUCUCCACCUGGCUGCUCAGAGAGGUUUUGCCCCGUGUGUGGAAGUGCUGCUGAAACAUCAAGCCUCCUACACACUCAAGGAGCGCAAGCGCAGGUGGACGGCUCUCCAUGCUGCAGCUGCUGAGGGCCAAAUGGAGUGUCUGCUUUUACUGGUCAACAGGGAACAAAGUGCUGACAUUAUCGACAGUCCAGAUACACAGGGACAGACGGCUCUCAUGCUGGCGGCUUUGGGAUGUCACACUGACUGUGUCCACAUCCUGUUGGAAAAAGGAGCGCAGGCUGAUGCUGCAGACAAAAAGGGCUUCACUGCAUUACACAGAGCUGCCAUGUUGGGCAGUGAAGGCUGUGUGUCUGCUCUGUUGGAACAUGGGGCCUCCGCUCUGUGCAGAGACUCUCAGGGAAGAACCGCGCUGCACCUCGCAGCGUCCGUCGGCCACAUGCGGUUACUGCAAACUUUGCUAAAAGCUGCUAUGAAAGCUGACCCUCUGGACUCCAUAUUGGACUAUAGAGGCUACACGCCCACCCAUUGGGCUGCCUACCAUGGGCGUGAUGGAUGUUUACGCAUUUUACUUGAAAACAAACUUUUUAGCAACCAGGAAGGAAAUCUCUUCACCCCAUUGCACUGUGCUCUAGUUAAUGGACAUGAUGUUGCUGCUGGACUUCUAGUGAAGACCGUUGGCCCCCAAAUUGUUCACUUCAGUGAUGCCAAAGGAAGGACCCUGUUGCAUGCAGCUGCUUAUUCGGGAAACAUUGCUGGGCUCCAGCUGGUCAUUGCCCAGGGAGCAGAAGUCAAUGCUGUGGACCAUAGUGGAUGCUCUGCUCUGAUGGUUGCUGCUGACUGUGGACAAACAGGGGCUGUUGAGUUCUUGCUGCACAAUGUGAAGCCAGACCUGACCCUGGUGGAUGUCAAUAAUAACACUGCCCUUCACUUAGCCUGCAGCAAGGGACAUGAGGUGUGCGCCCUGCUGAUCCUGGGAGAGAUCAGUGACUCCUCGCUCAUAAACGCAACAAACAGCGCUCUCCAGAUGCCCCUUCACAUUGCAGCGAGGAAAGGCCUGGCGACUGUAGUGCAGGUGUUACUGAGCAGAGGAGCAGCAGUCAUGGCAGUGGAUGGGGAGGGCCACACACCAGCUCUGGCCUGUGCCCCAAACAAGAAUGUGGCAGACUGUCUGGCGCUCAUCCUGUCCACCAUGAAGCCUUUCCCUCCCAGAGAGGCCGGUGUUGGUGCAUCGUCCCACUUCAACCCCAUGCUGAAAAACUGCGGCAUCGCUGCCACCUGUGGGUCGAGCGGCAACCUGUGUCAUGCCUAAGUCAGCAGCUGCAGAGUCACGAGUGGCCUGCAGUAGCCCAAAGUGUCCACAUAUAACCACACACGCAUACGCGGGUCUCCAGGAACAUGCAUGGUCAUGCAUAGCUUUUUCUUUCAUGUGUGUCAUGCGCAGCUGCAGGUGCAUCAUGUGUUCAUGCACCAGUAGCACUGAUAGCUUUUCUAAAAUGCAGUCUUACACAUCAGUAAUAUUAGCGGACAUCUUAGAUUAUCUUCUCUGUCACAUAAGCACUUUUGGCUUCCUUUCUUAGCUUGUUACCCACCAAAGCCUGAAAUCUCUGUGUUCGUCCUCAGAUGAUGCAGGUGCAAAGAUACUCGGGUGAUUGUGUGUUUAAUUUACGUAUGUGUGUGUGCGCGUGUGUCUGCAUGUGUGUUUUUCAAGUGUUAUUUUGUAUAUUGCUUCUUAAUAUACUUGUUCUAAAUAUCUAACAGGUGCUGUAAACCUAUUAUGCAAUUAAUACAACUCUAUUUUCUUAGCCUGCCCAGAGUGUAACAAACACUACCUUGAGAUAGAUAACCUUAUUGUUCUCAUAUUAUCAUGAUUUACAGAAGUGACAUUUCACUUUAGUAAAGUAACAAUUGUGGGUAUAGUAUUAAUGGUGUAGUAUAUAGAUUCUAGUGUAGAUAUAUAUACAUAUAUAUAUAUA
Molecule: messenger RNA, 3916 nt
Organism: Scatophagus argus
Lineage: Eukaryota; Metazoa; Chordata; Actinopteri; Scatophagidae
Product: serine/threonine-protein phosphatase 6 regulatory ankyrin repeat subunit C-like
Exons: 28
Coding region: 130-3252 (1040 amino acids)
Cellular component (GO): cytoplasm
Molecular function (GO): protein binding
Source: RefSeq, a predicted model, not a curated record